Molecule: messenger RNA, 2005 nt
Organism: Musa acuminata AAA Group (dessert banana)
Lineage: Eukaryota; Viridiplantae; Streptophyta; Magnoliopsida; Zingiberales; Musaceae
Product: bifunctional riboflavin kinase/FMN phosphatase
Exons: 11
Coding region: 424-1719 (431 amino acids)
Biological process (GO): riboflavin biosynthetic process; FMN biosynthetic process
Molecular function (GO): riboflavin kinase activity
Source: RefSeq, a predicted model, not a curated record
GUUUAAUCACUAUGUUGGUCGGAUGAGGUUUCCAUGCUUUGCUUGCUUCGUAUCGCUGAUGAAGUGUCAUUCAGUGGUUAGGUGCAAGCCUCAUGCCCAUCUCUCAUCCCCGAUUUGACCCGACCCUCAUCCCUGUUAGAUGCAAGUCGACCGACGACCGACCACCAGUGUUCUCCCAGCGGUGGCGGCGGUGCAGCGCGACACCUUCCCGCAGUACCUCCCUCUCUCUUAGCGCGCUCUCUCCCCUCGACACCUCUCUCUCUCUCUCUCCCUCUCUCUGGCAGGGCAACGCUCCCACCCUCUGCUGUACUCGGUCUCUCUCUCGCUCUCUCUCUCUCUCUCUCUCUCUCUCCAGUGCGUCGGGUAGGCCUCGCUCGUACCCUCGCGCUGGAGGCGGUAGCCCUCUCUCCCUCUUCCUUUUCCAUGGCAUCCUCUAUACCUCUCCAUUUCUUUGGACGGCCCUGUCCGCCUCUCUCUCUUUCUUCCAGGAGUCCGCCCUCCUCUCGGCCUCCUGUCGCUAACCAACUUCAUAGCUUUGUUGAGGUUUGGAAAAUGGCCGCAACCAAGCAUUUUCCUCGGAUGGUCUCACAUGUGAUUCUUGAUUUGGAUGGUACACUUUUAAAUACAGAUGGUGUCAUGAAUGAAGUUCUCAAAGUAUUCCUUGUUAAAUAUGGCAAAAGAUGGGACAAUAAAAUAUCUCAGAAAAUAAUAGGGAGGACACCUUUGGAAGUUGCAACUGCAGUUGUGAAAGAUUUUUCACUUUCUCUGACAACUGAGGAGCUCAUGUCUGCAAUUUCUCCAAUGUUCUCUGACCAGUGGUGCAAUAUCAAAGCUCUGCCAGGUGCUAAUCGGUUGAUUAAACAUCUGAGGAGUAAUGGGGUGACUAUGGCUUUAGCUUCAAACUCUUCAAAAUCCUGCAUAGAAGCAAAGAUUUCUUUCCACCAAGGCUGGAAAGAAUCAUUUUCUGUUAUCAUUGGUGGUGAUGAAGUUACUACGGGAAAGCCAUCCCCAGAAAUAUUCCUUGAAGCUGCCAAAAGAAUGAAUGUUGAUAUUUCAAAUUGCUUGGUGAUCGAGGACUCAUUGCCUGGCGUUGCUGCUGGCAAAGCAGCAGGAAUGGCAGUGGUAGCAGUGCCAUCUCUUCCAAAACAAGCUGGUCUUUACAGUUCAGCGGAUGUGGUAAUCAAUUCUUUGCUUGAUCUGCAUCCUGAAAAGUGGGGCUUACCUCCUUUUGAAGAUUGGAUUGAAGGCACUUUACCAAUUGAACCAUGGUAUAUUGGAGGACCUGUUAUUAAGGGAUUUGGUAGGGGCUCCAAGGUACUUGGGAUACCAACAGCUAAUUUACCUGCAGAAAAUUUUUCUACAAUACUCUCUGAGCACACAUCAGGAGUCUACUUUGGCUGGGCAGGACUCUCAACAAGGGGCAUCUACAAGAUGGUCAUGAGCAUUGGUUGGAACCCAUACUUUGACAACACCGAGAAGACUAUUGAGCCAUGGCUACUCCAUGACUUUGGUGAGGACUUUUACGGGGAGGAGUUGCGCCUUGCUAUUGUAGGCUACAUAAGACCAGAGGCGAAUUUUCCGUCGCUCGAGAGUCUGAUAGCAAGGAUUCAUGAGGAUGGUAGGAUAGCCAAGAAAGCCCUUGACCUUCCUAUAUAUGCAGGCUCGAAAGAUUCACCAUAUUUGAAGAACUCCAUGCUGCGGAGUAAUUGUCAUUCUUGAAUUGCAUGAGUUUUAGAUGUGUAGAAGAGAUAAAUCUUUCAGAUUGGUCAACGGUCAGAACAAGAACCAAAGUAUGGCCUUGUUCACCGCCACAUUCAUCAAACAGAAGAAGAUGCCAAAUGCAAACAUGAUUGUGUUAACCUAUAUUCUUUUCUAAAACAUAAAUCUCUUGAUCAAACGAGCAAAAAGAGGUGAAUGUUUUUCUAAUGUUACCUUAAAGCUUGUGAACUUUGCCAAACAUUUUCUCUUCUGCUCUAAAUGCUAUAAGCAGGAAGCACAUUGCGCA